This is a messenger RNA of Miscanthus lutarioriparius, 1800 nucleotides long. The record is from the annotation of a GenBank genome assembly. NCBI's taxonomy places the organism in Eukaryota, Viridiplantae, Streptophyta, Magnoliopsida, Poales, Poaceae.
AUGGCUGCAGCUGCGGCGGCGCUCCGGCCGGGGAGGAGGCGGGGCGACGCCUUCGCGGCCCUGGAGGACGCGGGCUCCGCCACGCGCGGGCGCCAGGCCGCGGGAGGCGGCAGCGGCGGCGCCGGCGGCGGAGGAGGAGGCAGCGUCCGCCGGUCGAGGAGCCUGAGCCGGUUCCCGCCGCCGUCGCCGUCCCCCGAGGACGCGGCGACGCCGUCGUCGAGGUUCGUCACCAAGGUGCGGGGCGGGGGCGGGGGCGGGGGCGGGGGCGGGUUCCCGCCGGAGGUCAGCCUCGACGACCUCGCCGACGAGUUCUUCCGGGCCAGGGCGGAAUCCGAGGGCGACGACGACGACGAGGAGACCGCUGCGCCUGCGCGCGGCCGGUCAAGGCUUCCGGCGCCCGCGGAGCGUGGCGGCGGCGUCGGUCGGCGGAGCUCCACCGCGCGGUACGCCAGGGAGACGGAGUCUUCGCGGCAGCGCGGGCACUCCGUGUCGCGCCCGCCAGCCGACCGGCGAGGCGUAGCGGCCAGUGCGGUGAAUGCCGGCCCUGCAGCUGCAGCCAGGAGGCAGCGGUAUGCGUCGGUCGACCGGCGCGCUUCGAUGGAUCGGCAACGGUGGUGCGAUUCGGAUAAUGACAUGGAAAUUUCUCACCGGUAUGUUUCCAGGGGGAUACAUACCAAAAGUAGCAGUGGCAAUAGCCUGCAGAGUUCAUUCCAUAAGCCAUCUAAAGCAAAUCAAACUUUGAAGAGGUCUACAAGUCAAAAGAUUUCUUUCAUUCUCGAGAUAGCAGCUCCAGCCAUUCUUCAAUUACUGAUGAUGAGUCUAGGAGUUCUUACUCUUUCCAUAGCAGAAAUCAGAAGGAAGGCUGUACAGUUUAUGGAGCACCCUAUUGGUGAUGGGGCUGGAAAUGUAUUGUAUGAUGCAAUGCGGAAAGAAGUUAGGCAAGCUGUUGAGGAAAUCAGAAAUCAGCUUGAAAAGGCUGUGACAAAAUCCGAACCUUCAGAAAAGGCAAUAAGCAGUGAUGCACAACCAACCCAAGUUAUUACUGAGCUCCGAAGGAGCUACACUAAUAAAUUGGAAGAGUCAGAGAAGCGGAAGCAGGAAUUGUUAGCUCAGUUGACAGCAGAAGAACAACAUGGUCAUGAGCUCACAAAAAUAGUUAGAGAAUUGCUACCUACUCCUAAAAAGACUGCAAAUUUACAAAAACAGCCACGGCACAGAAGAAGGAGCAAUGAUAGAUCAAGGAUGUCAAAACGACUUACUGAAGAGGCUGAGCAAUACUUCGAAGAUUUCCUGUCGAAUGUUGAAGACACUGACUUUUCAUCUUUUGAUGGAGAGAGAAGUGACUCAAGUUCAGCCAGGAAAGACCUGUUACUUCAUGCUAUGACAGAAACCCCAGUUGGGCUCCCAAAAGUUACUUUACCUGCAGAGGCAGAUGGCGUUGUCCUUCCCUGGCUGCAAUGGGAAACUACCAAUGACCUUCAGACCUCCCCGUGCAAAACCAAGGCCCAGGGAGAAAGUGUCAGAUGCAGCACUAGCAAUCAUGCUACGAGCAGCCGUGGGAGUUGGAGCCCUGAAGACCAUGCCACUUCAGUUGCCUCUAAAGAUAGAUUACUGACCAAGUUUGGUGAGGUUGGGAUUUGCCGAAGCAGCUGCCCUGAUUAUGCUCGAACCUUGUCGUUUCACAUUGACGACUAUUUGCAUUUGAGGCAGAGUGAGGAUCUCCUCUUGGAGACGUGGAUGCAGAAACAAAGAAUCGACUCUGGCGGCCUAGCCCUGUGCAGUAAAUCGACAAUAUUGUAG